Messenger RNA from Cucurbita moschata (crookneck pumpkin), 1439 nucleotides. RefSeq names its product magnesium-protoporphyrin IX monomethyl ester [oxidative] cyclase, chloroplastic. Gene Ontology annotation, biological process: photosynthesis; chlorophyll biosynthetic process. The transcript has 5 exons. Gene Ontology annotation, molecular function: metal ion binding; magnesium-protoporphyrin IX monomethyl ester (oxidative) cyclase activity. Gene Ontology annotation, cellular component: chloroplast thylakoid membrane. Bases 79 to 1314 code for a protein of 411 amino acids. Lineage: Eukaryota; Viridiplantae; Streptophyta; Magnoliopsida; Cucurbitales; Cucurbitaceae. The record is from RefSeq and is a predicted model, not a curated record.
CUUCUCUUUUGCUUUUCACUCCUCUGUGUUUCCCACAUCCGCCAUUGCAGCCCCUCCGAAGAAGCUUCAUCGUCAUCCAUGGCUGCCGCUGCUGAGAUGGCUCUCGUGAAGCCAAUGUCGAAGUUUUGCAGCAGAACUCCCGAAUUCGGAAGCCCUAGAACGAGAGCUAUUCCAUUCUCUUACUCCAGAUUCACCGUCAUUAAAAUGUCUGCAACUUCCUCUCAAUCGCCUCCCAAGCCCUCCAAGAACGCCAACAAGGCUGCGAUUAAGGAGACGCUACUGACGCCUAGGUUCUACACCACUGACUUUGAUGAGAUGGAGACUCUCUUCAAUACCGAAAUCAACAAGAACUUGAACCAAGCUGAGUUCGAGGCUUUGCUUCAGGAGUUUAAGACUGAUUAUAACCAGACGCAUUUUGUGAGGAACAAGGAGUUCAAGGAAGCUGCUGAUAAAAUGGAAGGCGAUCUCAGACAGAUCUUUGUGGAGUUUCUUGAGAGAUCUUGUACUGCUGAGUUCUCUGGAUUUCUGCUCUACAAGGAGCUGGGAAGGAGGCUUAAGAAAACCAAUCCAGUGGUGGCUGAGAUUUUCUCUCUGAUGUCCAGGGAUGAAGCCAGGCAUGCUGGGUUUUUGAACAAAGGUCUAUCUGAUUUCAACUUGGCAUUGGACUUAGGAUUCCUGACAAAGGCUAGAAAAUACACAUUUUUCAAGCCCAAGUUCAUCUUCUAUGCUACAUACUUGUCUGAGAAAAUUGGAUACUGGAGAUACAUAACCAUAUACAGACAUCUCAAGGCCAACCCUGAGUUCCAAUGCUAUCCCAUUUUCAAGUACUUUGAGAACUGGUGCCAGGACGAGAACAGGCACGGCGAUUUCUUCUCUGCAUUGCUCAAGGCACAGCCUCAGUUCCUCAAUGACUGGAAGGCUAAGCUGUGGUCUCGGUUCUUCUGUUUAUCGGUGUACGUGACAAUGUAUCUCAAUGAUUGCCAAAGAACAGCAUUCUAUGAAGGAAUUGGCCUUAACACCAAAGAAUUUGACAUGCAUGUUAUCAUUGAGACUAACCGAACGACGGCGAGAAUCUUCCCGGCCGUACCGGACGUCGAGAACCCCGAAUUCAAGAGGAAACUGGACAGGAUGGUCGAGAUCAAUGAGAAGCUGAUUGCUGUAGGAGAAAGCAAUGAGAUUCCUUUGGUUAAGAACUUGAAGAGGAUACCGCUUGCUGCAGCAUUGGUAUCUGAGAUAUUGGCUGCAUAUUUAAUGCCUCCAAUUGAGUCUGGAUCGGUUGAUUUUGCAGAAUUUGAGCCUCAACUUGUGUACUAAAGUUUUGUUCUUAGCUCACCUCCUUCACUCUCAUCUUUUUAGUAUGUUCAGUUUCUUCAAAUAGUGUAAUUUGUUCGUAAAAAUAUGAUCACAAACAUUUAGUAAUAAAUUGAUCUUCUCGUAAA